Messenger RNA from Aspergillus nomiae NRRL 13137, 1500 nucleotides. RefSeq names its product Zn(II)2Cys6 transcription factor. Bases 1 to 1500 code for a protein of 499 amino acids. Gene Ontology annotation, molecular function: zinc ion binding; DNA-binding transcription factor activity, RNA polymerase II-specific. The record is from RefSeq and is a predicted model, not a curated record. NCBI's taxonomy places the organism in Eukaryota, Fungi, Ascomycota, Eurotiomycetes, Eurotiales, Aspergillaceae. Gene Ontology annotation, biological process: regulation of DNA-templated transcription. The transcript has 4 exons.
AUGGCACGAAUUGCAGGAGGCUCGAAAGGCUGCCAUGCUUGUCGGAGGCGCAAGAAGCGUUGCGACGAACAGCGACCAUCGUGCGGUCAAUGCCUGUCGCGAAACACUUCCUGUCCGGGCUAUGCGCGCGAAAUGAAGUUCAUCAAUGUAUCCUAUCAGGACAAAUGUCGUUCCAGUCAAGCGGCACCGGAGUCUAGUUCGACCACGGAAGUUAGCUCCGACAGUCGAGAGGUUGAUACACGGUCAGACCUUGUGGCCACACAUCGCGUGUGCAGCAGUGGGCUAUCCUCCCAUGCCCUUAGCCUCCAGCGCUCUGCGGUUGCGUAUUACUGUGGCGCAUACUUCCAUAACAAUGUCAUCCAAACGGGGCUAGACGUGUUUGGAAAGUCGAGUUAUAUCGACUGGAUGGCCUUUACCCCUGACCUCGAUGUAGACGAGCCAAGUUUGAAGUCAGCUUUGCUAGCACUUGGUGCGGCUCGAAUGGGUCACCUUUCCCAGGAUCCUCGUUUGACCCGAUUAAGCUCAGAAUCGUAUUCUCAAUCACUGAGACAGCUUCGCAGAUCCAUUCAGAAUGGAACUCGGGGCCUCCGAGACGAGAACCUAGCAAAAGGAUCAUCAACCAGAGGCCUGGGUUGGGCAAGUCAUACCUACGGGGCCCUUUCAUUGGUUCACUCACAAGGUCUAGACACUGAAUGGUCCCCGGCGAGACGUAGACUGUUUGACGGAUUGCGGCUUUCUGCUAUGAUCCAUUGUAUUGGAACAAGGAAGCCCACAUACCUCGCAACGCCGGAAUGGACGUCUCUUCCCUGGAAGGGGUAUAAGAAGGAACCGAAACAAUACUUACUAGACCUGAUGAUGGAAAUUCCGGCUUUAUUGCAGACGAUUGACUCAGUACAUAACGCAUCGGACCUUCCUGGGAAUUUGCAAAAGCUGUCCACAGUCUGCAAGGAAUAUUUGAAACUGUCUGCACGUCUACGAGCCUGGUAUGAAGCAUACAAAAGCGACUACCCUAGCAAGCUAUACUGGGAACAACCCGCCAAAUUUCAUUCAAGCCACGCUCUACCACAGGAAAAGUUCCCCCCGACAAGCAUGUAUUUUUCUGACUUUGAGACGGGUCAUAUUCACCUACUAUACUGGACCUCUCAUGUCCUUCUCUGCAGCAAUCUCGGUAUGCUAUAUCUAAGCUGUCUAACAAAGGCGGCCGAGGGAAGUCGGCCUCCGUUCCCCCCGUUUCCUUGCGACACACAAGAGAUGCACGGAAUGGCCGUCAACAUUGCCAAAUCCGCCGAAUACUUCCUUCAACCAAAAACCAUUGCUUUGGGUGCUGGUGUGAUCUCCUUUCCGGUGUCAAUUGCAUUCGGGUACUUGGACUAUUAUAAUCUCCCUGAGCGCGACUGGUUCUACCAGAUCUUUGAGUAUACUAAAAUGUUUGGUAUUGAUGUAGGGGCUUUUCUUGAAGCAGUUCCAGCGGAAACAAAACUGCACCUUGUAGCGUGUUAG